Molecule: messenger RNA, 3343 nt
Organism: Phyllopteryx taeniolatus (common seadragon)
Lineage: Eukaryota; Metazoa; Chordata; Actinopteri; Syngnathiformes; Syngnathidae
Gene: rab11a
Product: RAB11a, member RAS oncogene family
Exons: 5
Coding region: 137-784 (215 amino acids)
Biological process (GO): exocytosis; melanosome transport; neurotransmitter receptor transport, endosome to postsynaptic membrane
Cellular component (GO): axon; postsynaptic recycling endosome; transport vesicle
Molecular function (GO): GTPase activity; GTP binding
Source: RefSeq, a predicted model, not a curated record
UGCAAACUUCGUAGAAGAAGAAAUUACGGAAGUAGGGCUUCUAAACAGAUUUCCUUUUGGGAGAGUAAAACAAAGUAGAUCGUUUCUUGCCAUUAAAACGAGCUCAGACUUGGACUAACCAUUACUCUUUAAGACAAUGGGCACCAGAGAUGACGAAUAUGAUUAUUUGUUCAAAGUGGUCCUUAUAGGUGACUCAGGUGUGGGAAAGAGUAACCUUCUAUCACGUUUCACUCGCAAUGAGUUCAACCUGGAGAGUAAGAGCACCAUAGGAGUUGAAUUCGCCACACGCAGCAUUCAGGUGGAUGGCAAAACGGUGAAGGCCCAGAUCUGGGAUACAGCUGGCCAGGAGCGCUACCGUGCCAUCACUUCAGCGUACUACCGCGGUGCCGUGGGCGCUCUCCUGGUCUAUGACAUUGCCAAGCAUCUAACAUACGAGAAUGUGGAGCGCUGGCUGAAGGAGCUGAGAGAUCAUGCUGACAGCAACAUCGUUAUCAUGCUCGUGGGCAACAAGAGUGACCUGCGUCACCUCCGAGCUGUUCCUACUGAUGAGGCCCGGGCUUUUGCUGAGAAAAACGGUUUAUCUUUUCUGGAGACAUCGGCUCUGGAUUCCACCAAUGUUGAGACUGCCUUCCAGACCAUUCUCACAGAGAUCUACCGCAUUGUGUCCCAAAAGCAGAUGUCGGAGCGCCAGGAGAGUGACAUGUCUCCCAGCAACAACGUGGUCAACAUCCAAGUGCAGCCCACUGAAAACAAACCAAAGAUGCAGUGCUGCCAGAACAUCUAGCUGUGCCCAACCUUGCCUCCAAAACCCCAAGCCCUCCAGUUUCUCCCUUUCCCCUUUGUUUCAUUCUCCAUAGCUCCUUUAGGGCUCCGGGGGCUGUGACCUGAACUCCGCCACUACUUUUAACCGCCCCCCCCCCCCCCCCCAAGUUAAUGUCUCUGUAUAAAAAGUCACUGUCUGGGUCUGAGCGUCUGUCUCUAGGCUUGUAAGGACAGAAGGCAGCAGGCGUUUCAUAUCACUUUAGAUUUCAUUCCAAUUGUUGCGCUGACGUGUCACAAAAAGUCUUAUGAAUGUGAUUUAUUUUCCUCUUCUUAUAUCUUUAUACUUUGUGCCCCUAUUGAUUCUUCCACAUUUUUAUGAUCUUUCUCUGUAUUGUAUCAAAUAUUAACUAUGAGUAUAUAUGAAUAUAAAGCACAUGGAAGUUGCUCUGAACUUUAGUCCUUUAAAUGAGCUCCUGUUAUUAUAGACUUGCCUCUUUGCCACUUAGUGCAAUGUACUGUUUAGGAAACCACAAGCAGGAGUGACCUUUGAUCCCAUUGCUGUGAACAUGAUGCUAGUGAAAUGUAGAGCCGUCAGUCCUGGUUAUACUGUGGAGAGGACGGAGGGAGCCAGCUAGCCUCUAGCGUGCACUGUUACAAUCUCAUUUACAAAAGAAGGCAGGUUGGUGGUAGCUUCGCUUGUUUUUCAAAAAGAUGGCCAUAUGCUGUGCUGCAUGUUUUAUUAGGUAAGAGAGUCUCUGGGCUUUGCUAUGGAAAACUGCUAUCACCUUGAAGGUGCACCACCUUGAAAGGUCAACCUGUUCAUUUAUCGCCUGUCGUCACAGUGGCAGUCAUGCUUGUGAGGUGGGGAAUUUCUGCUCCAAAUUGAAGAACAGGGCUUACAUUGCGCACGUUUGACAUCUAUGCAGGAACUAGCAUGCGGCUGUUCAGAUAUGUUUUUCUUGGUGCACUAGUUGAAAGCAUUCAAAUCACACUGACUUACGACAGCCCUCUAUGGUUGUCAAUGUUAAAAUGUGCUUACACGUGAACACAAAGCUUAGACACACAGUUGGGCAACGCAGUUUGACUUGGUUGAUUUACAUUUUUUUCCCCCCCCUUGCACUGAGCUUAACUAGCUUUAGUAAACCCCUUCUAGUCUAGUUGUUAAACCUCUUCUGUCAGAUUGGACUUUUUUUUAAAUUUUUUUUUUUUUAAAGUGACACCACAUCUGAAUCUCAUUUCCUCAGUCAAAAGUAAUUUCAGUAAAAUAGUUUCAGAUAUAUUAAGUUCAUGAUGUUUAGCGAAAAGUAGGGGACUCAUCCACUUUCUAAGCUUUUUUUUUUUUUUCUCUUCCCCGCCCACUUCUGGUCACACUGCCUCCUUCACUGUUCACCUUUGCAUCCCCUUCCAGCACACACACACACACACACACACGUGGUCCAUCCCCCUCCAUGUUUUCCCAGUCACAUAAAGCCUACUUUAUACCAAGCUGCCUCUGACUUGAACACAAUGCAUGGCUUUUGGUGGGACUCCACGUUACCGCCUUAUGUUGCUGACAUCGAUGUCCAUCAAGUCUGCCCAGGGCAAGCUACAGUCCCCUCCAAAAGUAUUGGAGCGGCAAGGUCAUUUCCUUUGUUUUUGUUGUAUACUGAAAACAUUUGGGUUUCAGAUCAAAAGAUGAAUGAGACAAAAGUUCAGCAUUCCAGUUUGGUUUGCUUUUCUCUCAUAGACAGCGCUCUGGUCUUCAUAUUUGCUUAACACCAAAUGCAGUUUUCACAGGUGAAACCCAAAGCCAAAAACAAGCACUAAUCUAAAAGGCAACACCUGAGCAGCUAGAAACACCCAUCAGUCACAUACUUUUGCUCACUGGAAAAGUGGGUGGGUUCAAACAAAAGGUUAACUGUCCUGAGUUGUUUAACACAGCUAGAUGUAAAUACCAGGAAAUAAAAGCUGGAAUUCUGAACCUUUGUCUCAUAUUCAUCUUUUGAUCGGAAACCCAAAUGUCUUCAGUAUACAACAAAAACAAAGGAAUUGACCUUGCUGUUCCAAUACUUUUGGAGAGGACUGUAAGUGUGGUCCAAUACUCCAGAGUGUUCAUUCAGCUUCUAGUCGUAUCCUGCGUUGUGAUGGCGUUGGCAGACAUAUACACUACCUGAACUUGGUGUAUAUGUUGAGACAGAAGAGAGAGGUGGGUAGUUCUAGCAUGUGAGAGCCUGGCUGGCAGUACCAAUGGCGUUUCCUCGAACAGACGGCGCCGCCAACCAAGGUUCUCCACACUCAAUUUCUGGCAGUCUGAUGACGAGUCAAGGUGAUUUCUUUCAUCAAAAAAUGAUUCCGGAUCGUAUUCCAUAUUUUUGUGUUUUGAUUGAGUCUUUUUUUUGACAUUUUUGUUUUGAAAUUCAGUAACUGACUGUAAUUGAAGUGUAAGAGUGAAAUGAUGUCAUUUCAGUUAUGAAGGGUUAAAUGUGAGAUGGGGGUCAUAAUGAAUGGUCUUAUGUUUUGUACAGCUUGAAAUUGUACAAUUGUGUCUAUAUCUUAAGUUAUCAGUUCAUCUUAAUAAAGCGCACCAGUCAUAAACCUUUUA